AUGGCUUCAUCUGUUUCCUCUUCAAACUCGAGCGCUUUCCUAGCCAUACCGCUAGAGAUCCGUCGACAGAUCUACCGAUAUUGUAUCCCACAAAAGCCUCUCAUUGAUGUUUCGAGCGGCGUGUGCCGGAAAACCCUCUUUGACUGGUCCGAAGAACUAAAUGAGCACCCUCAUCAUGGCCUGGAGGAGAUUGGCGACACCCCAUUCAUCGAGAUUGAAGAGGGCGAAGAGAGCGAGUCCGAAACCUCGAUAGAUUGUGGUAGCAAUAGGAUCAUGUACGAGCUCUAUCCGAGUAGUCGGAGCGCAUUCCCUGGCCUCCUUCUCUGCUGUCGACAAAUCACUGAGGAGGUGACGGAUAUAUUAUAUGACGAUGCUACCAUGUUAGUCGGGCUUCACAGUAUUGGCCAAACUAGACUCGCCAAAUUGCCCAAGGCAAGAGAGAAAAUCCGCAAAAUGAUUCUUAUAUUACGGCCGACUCCAGCUUUCUACAAUCCCGAUUUCCGAAUGGACCCGAAUAUUUGGGAUAGUAUUCUUGGUAACCUUUCGACGCUCGGGAUUAUUGCGGAGCAGCCCCCUAAAAUAGAAUCGCCUGAAGAAAUAGAGCUGGAGAAUGACCUCGAGGAAUGGAUCACACGGAUAACACCUAUCUGCGAUUACAUGGGCCGGUCACUUAGUCGAGAAGCCGAGGUGGUGGUGGAUGCAAAUGAUGAGGAAGAGACGGUAAACGUAUUGGAAAAGGCAAUACCAGGGCGCUGUCACUUUCAAAACUUUUCAAUGGCCGAUGUCAUAUUCAGAAGAGGGAGAUACUCUCUGGAGUCGGGUACAGACUGGGAUGAUUUCGAUGACGGUCUAACUAGCUGUCGAGACAUCAUCGCCGACUGUGACUAUGACCUCUACUAUUCUGAUUAA
Messenger RNA from Trichoderma harzianum CBS 226.95, 909 nucleotides. RefSeq lists its product as hypothetical. Bases 1 to 909 code for a protein of 302 amino acids. NCBI's taxonomy places the organism in Eukaryota, Fungi, Ascomycota, Sordariomycetes, Hypocreales, Hypocreaceae. The record is from RefSeq and is a predicted model, not a curated record. The transcript has a single exon.